Molecule: messenger RNA, 1766 nt
Organism: Plectropomus leopardus (leopard coralgrouper)
Lineage: Eukaryota; Metazoa; Chordata; Actinopteri; Perciformes; Serranidae
Product: lysophosphatidic acid receptor 6
Biological process (GO): G protein-coupled receptor signaling pathway
Cellular component (GO): membrane
Molecular function (GO): oxysterol binding; G protein-coupled receptor activity
Source: RefSeq, a predicted model, not a curated record
UGAGAGGAGCUGCUCAAACAAAGUGCAGCUACAAAACACAGCUUUUAUCUCAUGCAUUUUGAAUGUAGAGUGCAGCUUUGAAUAUUUUGGAGAUCAGGCAAAGGAGCUCCCAAACAGCUCGUUACAGAUGCUGCAGUGUUUGUGAGUCGACCUAAGCCGUGUGACUUUAAUCUGCCAAAAAACCUGCAAAGAUGAACGGGACGGUUGGUAACUGCAGUGUGCCGUCAGCAGAGUACCAGUACUACUUCUUCCCGGUGGUCUACAUCUUAGCUUUAGUUGUGGGUCUGCCAGGAAAUCUGGCUGCCCUCUACGUCUUCACCUUCAGGAUCACGCCCCGCACGGCCUUCAGCGUGUACAUCAGCAACCUGGCGCUGGCCGACAUCGCCAUCCUCUGCACUCUGCCCUUUAAGAUCCACUACCACCUCAACAGGAACAACUGGGUGUUUGGCGACGUCACCUGCCGCAUCACUGGGAUCCUCUUCUUCGCCAACAUCUACAUGAGCAUCUGCUUCAUGACAUGUAUCUGCGUGGAUCGCUACAUGGCCACCGUACAUCCGCACACCUAUCUGAGGCUGCGGAGCUCCUGGUGCUCUCUGGUUGUCUGUGUGGUGCUCUGGUGUGUGGUUGUCAUGGCCAUGUUGGUGUUCGUCCUCAUGGGGCCCCUGGAAACCAACGCAGACAAAUCUGGAAGCCACAGCUGCUUUGAGAACUUCGCCAAGAGCGAGUGGAACAAGCGUUUGGCGGUGUACAGCGUGCUUUCCCUCAUCUUUGGCUCCCUGCUGCCCUCCGUGAUCAUCCUGGUGUGCUACCCGCUGGCCGCCAGGCGCAUCUCCAUGAUAAGGACAAAAACGGCCCAGAAAGCAGUGAGGGUCAUUUACAUCAUCCUGGCUAUAACGCUGCUCUGCUUCCUGCCCAACCAUGUCGUGUACCUGCUGCACCUCCUUCGACGCAUAGACAUCAUCCAGAGCUGCUCCGCUGCCAACGCCAUCCACAACGCCAGGCGGGUCACCAUGGCGCUCGUCAUCCUCAACACAUGCCUGGACCCCGUGCUUUACUACGCCACCACCAGCCACUGCAAAUGGAAGCAGGUGAAGAUGACAAAAAGGCUGUGGGGAAGAGUGAGGAGGAGGAGGGGUGUUUACACCAUAGCAGUGAGCUGAAGGGUUAACAGCAAGUUUCCUGUAAAUAUAUCUCUUGAUGUGCUUCAUUGUUGUUUAAAGUGUAAUUUCAGUACUGCAAACAUUUAAGUUUUCUAUAAAAUGUUUUUUUAUUCAAAUUGACUUUGUACAUCAAAAUAAAGGAAUAUAUCAGAAUUUGGGUGUUUGUCUUUUUUUUCAGUUCAGCCUAUAAAUGAGUCUAUGAAACACCGUCACUAUUAUAUUUAGAAAAAUUGGUACAUUUUCAGGGUAAUUUUGGCAUAUUUCCAACCCUAUUUCUUGAGUCUAAUUGACUAAAAGAAACAACAUUUUUUGAGAGCUGCAGCCAGCAGCACCGAAACAGGAUACAAUGUCACCACUCGGGGGAUUUGUGCACCCAAAAAGUCCAAUAAAAGUACUUGUUUUUGCCACUGACAGUCUCAGAUUAUUAUUCAAAGUGUCUGACAACAUUAUGACAAGAUCCAUACAGAGAUAGGCCUGUUUUUAAGAGUAAGGCCCCUUUUGUUUAACCAGAAACAGCCAUGAAAUUGUGGUCACCAAACCCACCAGACUUCAUUUAAAUAAACAGUCAUUUAAGUGUGUGUAGAACCUGCACAAUUUUACAUCUAC